GCGAGGUGACCACUGACGAUGCUGGGAUUGUGAUCUCUACGUCGUUUGUGCGGCUGGUGACAUUGCUUCCCUCCCUCUGCUUUCCUCCUGUUUACAGCUUCCGCGUGAGAGAAACAAGCGGCGCAAAACCCGGAGUCCAGCUUGAGAAAGAGACGCUUUCACCUUGUUGCUGCUGCUGCUGCGUCUCCGGCGCCAGCCCCCUCCUUCCCUCCCUCCCUCCCUUCCAGUAGUUCUUUCCUCCGGCUUGGGUCCCCGGGUCUUCUUUGGCUCGUCUGAGCCGUUGACCCAGAAACCUCGCCUGCGUGGAGCUGCUGGGGACACGCUGCUGGCGGAGGGGAGCUCCGGCUUUCCCCUCUCUUCCCCUCGCCUUCCUCUGGGGAGGGAGAUCUGAUCAGGUUUCUCUCUCCACCUUCAUUGGAGAGAGAGAGUUCGAGAGAGAGAGAGAGACCCAUCCCUUCCUUCUUUCCUCAACUGGUUGCAACUGCAAAGCAGGCAGAGAGCAGCAGCAGAAGCAGCGGCGGCUUGCAGGAACUGGCUCCCUCUCUUUACCUGCUGGCUAUGGAUCUUCCCCGCCGUUGAAGCCGAAGGAGGAGAAGGGAAAUCGGAUUUAAAUCCCCUUCUGGCUCCGGAUCGAGUCCCAAGAGUCUCGCCUGGCUCCCUGCUUUGCCUCGAGCUGGAGGGUUGAGAACUUGUGCUUGGAGGAGGAUGAAGGCAGGAGCCUUCUUCCCUCGGUUUCCUCCCCAAGGGGACCAGUUUCCGUCAUCUUUGCGGUAUGGGAGGAAAGAAGGAAGGAAGGAAGGUGCUCCUCUGAUUGACUGCCACUGCCUCGCCGAGAUGGCAUCUCCUUCGGCGUCCUUUUAAGUCCACACACGCGUUGGGUUUUUUUCUCUCCUUCUUCGAGGAUGAAGAACUCCGAUCGGUUGCAAGACUGACGCCUGGAAACUUGACACAAACAGGCGCUAUUCUCCCCAAUCCCUCUUCCCACUCCUCCUUCUCUUCGCUCUCUAUUGGGAAGGCAACUGGAGUCCAAAGGAAACAUGUGUUUCCCAUUUCUGCCUGCUUGUUUUGGUGCAGCCCGUCCUUGCAAGGCUCGGGGCGGCGGUUGCAAGGCAGCCAUGCCCGGAGAAGUUGGGGAGAUGGGGGCCCCCUCGGAGGGCUUCGCAGGGGAGGAAAGAGGGGACGAAGAAGUCACGCCGCCGAGGAAGAGGAGGAGGAGGAGGAAGAGGAGGAAUAGGAAUGGCUUGCCAGGCCGGGCGAGAAGAAAGUUAAACUUCGGCGGCUGCUUCUGGCGGGGAUGGGGGGCGUUCCUCCUGCUUCAGCUCCACAUGUUGCAAGCUCUGGCACAAGAUGAUGUUGCGCCUUAUUUCAAGACGGAACCAGGUUUGCCACAAAUCCAUCUAGAAGGGAACCGGCUUGUGCUCACAUGUUUGGCAGAAGGAAGCUGGCCUUUGGAAUUUAAGUGGCUGCAUAAUGGCACUGAAACUACUGCCUUCUCCAGUGAAUACAAGUAUCUCAUUCCAUCCUUGCAAAGAUCGGAUGCUGGUUUUUAUCAAUGUGUCGUGAGGAACCGAAUGGGAGCACUCUUGCAAAGGAAAUCAGAAGUUCAAGUGGCAUACAUGGGAAAUUUCCAGGACGCGGACAAGAGGAAGACCGUGUCUGAAGGGCAUGCCACAGUUCUCAACUUCCCUCACAUCACAAGCUACCCAAGACCACAAGUGACUUGGUUUCGAGAUGGGCACAAGAUUAUCCCAAGCAGCAGGAUAGCCAUCACGCUAGAGAAUCAGCUGGUCAUCCUUGCAACAUCAGCAGCAGACGCUGGGUGCUACUAUGUCCAGGCGGUCAAUGAAAGAAAUGGAGAAAACAAGACAAGUCCAUUUAUUUAUCUGAGCGUGACAAGUGCUGACACCGCAUCCACCACCGAGGCUCCAGUCAUUGUAAUUCCUCCUCGUAAUACAAGUGUGGCAGCUGGGAGUAAUGAAGCCGUCCUGGAAUGUGUGGGCAAUGGCAGGCCCGCUGAGAAAUUAAGCAUCGCCUGGAAGAGGAAUGGAAUCAAAAUAACCAGUGGAGUUAGCACUUUUGGGAGACGUCUUUCUAUUGCCAACCCAACCUCUGCUGACAUUGGGAUGUACGUCUGCGAGGCGCAGUUGAGAGACAGCCCUGUUGCGCCAGAGAGAGCAAAGGCUUUCCUGUCUAUCCUGGAGCCACCGUAUUUUACUGUUGAACCCAAAAGCCGAAUUGUGGUGGAAGUGGAGAAGACGGUGUCCAUCCCGUGCCAGGCGAUGGGGGUCCCUCUUCCUACUCUGGUGUGGUAUAAGGAUGCCGUCCCUGUCCUCAAAUUGCUGAAUCCCCGUUACAAGGUUCUGGUCAAUGGAAGUCUUCAGAUCCAGGGAUUGCAGCCUGAUGACUCUGGGAUCUUUCAGUGUUUUGCAAGGAAUGCAGUUGGAGAGAUGCAGACCAAUACCUUCUUGGAUGUCACGAAUGUUGCCCCCACUUUUACUCAUCCUCCAGCCGAUAUCACUGUGACUGAAGGGAUGACUGCGGUAUUAAGAUGCGAUGUUUCUGGAGCCCCAAAGCCUGCAAUUGCUUGGAGGAGAGAGCACCAGAUUUUGGCCAGUGGCUCUGUCCAGAUCCCCAGGUUCCUGCUCCUUGAGUCUGGAGGACUCCAAAUAUCCCCGGUCUUCCUUCAAGAUGCUGGAAACUAUACCUGCUGUGCCGUCAACUCUGAAGGAGUCCUUAAUGCCUCUGCUGCUCUUACUGUUUGGAAUCGCACUUUUAUCGUUCGCCCUCCUGAGGACAGCACUGUUAUUAAGGGAACCACAGCGAUGCUGCAAUGCGAAGCUGCUCAUGACCCGAGAAUUUCAAUCAGGUAUGUUUGGAAGAAGGACAACGUUGUCAUAAAUCCAUCUAGCAGCUCCCGCCUCACCAUCGACAAAGACGGCACCCUCAUCAUUAGCCAGACGUGGUCCGGGGACAUUGGAGACUACACGUGCGAAGUCACUUCCUUCGGAGGGAAUGAUUCCAGGGUGGCUCGGAUGGAAGUAAUAGAACUGCCUCACCCGCCCCAGAACCUUCUGGCCACCUUGAACUCUUCCUUCAGCCGCAGCGUCAUCCUCUCCUGGGUGCGUCCCUUCGAUGGAAACAGCCCUGUCCUUCACUACAUCGUUGAGCUCUCUGAGAACAAUUCUCCUUGGAAAGUGCACCUCUCUGACAUUGAUCCAAAGAUGACCAGCAUCACUGUGAGUGGAUUAACACCAGCCCGAACCUACCAGUUUAGGGUGUGUGCCGUCAACCAGGUGGGAAAAGGCCAAUACAGCCGAGAAACCAGCAGGUUGAUGUUACCUGAAGAACCACCAAGUGCUCCUCCAAAAAAUAUUGUGGCCAGUGGGCGGACCAACCAGUCGAUUAUGGUGCAGUGGCAACCGCCUCCUGAGAGUGAACAUAAUGGAGUCCUCCAUGGCUACAUCCUCCGGUAUCGCUUAGCAGGCCUUCCUGGAGAAUAUCAACACAAGAACAUCACCAGUGCAGAGAUUAACUACUGCUUGAUCAAAGACCUGAUCAUUUGGACUCAGUACGAAAUCCAGGUGGCAUCUUACAAUGGAGCUGGCCUGGGGAUUUUCAGCAGGGCAGUCACAGAGUACACUUUGCAAGGAGUGCCGACCGCACCGCCGCAGAACGUCCAAGCAGAAGCCGUCAACUCCACCACCAUCCACUUCUUGUGGAACCCACCUCCCCAGCAAUUCAUCAAUGGGAUCAAUCAGGGAUACAAGCUCCUGGCCUGGCCCGUUGAUGCACCAGAAACUGUAACUACCGUCACUAUCACUCCAGAUUUUCAUGGGGUUCACAGUGGCUAUAUAUCCAACCUGAAGAAAUUUACUAGUUAUUACACAUCAAUCCUCUGCUUCACCACCCCAGGAGAUGGACCACGAAGUCCACCACAGCUCCUCAGUACUCAUGAAGACAAGCCAGGAGUGGUGGGACAUCUGAGCUUCACGGAGAUUUUGGACACAUCGCUCAAGGUCAGCUGGCAAGAACCUGUAGAGAAAAAUGGCAUCAUUACAGGCUAUCAAAUCUCCUGGGAGGUGUAUAGCAGGAAUGAAUCCCGUCUUGCUCACACUCUUGCGAACACAACCCUUGAGUACAAAAUUACAGGCCUGUCGUCGCUUACCACUUACACAAUAGAGGUAGCAGCAAUGACAGCCAAGGGAACAGGCUCCAUCACAUCGUCGACAAUUUCAUCAGGAGUGCCUCCAGAGCUUCCUGGUGCGCCAUCCAACUUAGUGAUUUCAAACAUCAGCCCUCGCUCUGCCACGCUUCAGUUCCGGCCUGGGUACGAUGGGAAAACGUCCAUCUCCAAAUGGAUAGUAGAAGGCCAGGUUGGUGUCAUAGGCGAAGAAGAGGAAUGGAUCACUCUGUGUGAGGUAGAGAAGGAAUCCGAUGCUCAGCUGUUGGAGAUCCCAAACCUCACACCUUAUAUGCAUUACAGGUUCAGGAUGAGGCAGGUGAAUGUGGUUGGGAAAAGUCCUCUCAGCCAGCCAUCGCGGGUCAUUCAGACCCUCCAAGCCCCACCAGACGUUGCACCGGGGAGUGUGACUGUGCGCACCGCUAGUGAGACAAGCCUAUGGGUCCGCUGGGUGCCUCUGCCUGAUACUCAGUAUAAUGGGAACCCUGAGUCAGUCGGAUACAGGAUCAAAUACUGGAGUGUGGACACGCCAUCUUCCGUGCUCACAAAAGCCAUUAGUGAUCGGUUGGAGAGGGAAAACACUAUUGAGGAUCUAGAGGAGUGGACCGAGUAUGAACUCCAAAUCCAAGCCUUUAAUGCCAUUGGGGCCGGACCCUGGAGUGAAGUUGUACGAGGUCGAACACGAGAAUCAGUUCCUUCGGCUCCACCAGAGAACGUGUCCGCUGAAGCAGUGAGCUCCACGCAGAUCCUCUUGACUUGGGCAGCUGUGCCAGAAGCGGAACAAAACGGGCUCAUAUUGGGCUACAAGAUUUUGUUCAAAACCAAAGACACGGAGAGCAAAUUGAGUCACCAAGUUGUGAGAGGGAACCACACUCUUUCUGUGCUUCUUGGUGGCUUGCGGAAGUAUGUCCUUUAUGAGAUUCAGGUGCUGGCUUUCACUCGCAUUGGGGAUGGGGUCCCCAGCUCCCCUCCCAUCAUUGAGCGAACCAAAGAUGAUGCCCCAGGCCCCCCAGUGCGAUUGGUCUUCCCCGAAGUGAGACUGAUGUCUGUCCGUAUCGUUUGGCAACCGCCUGAAGAGCCAAAUGGAAUUAUUCUUGGAUAUCAAAUUGCAUACCGCUUGGCAACCAGCAACCCAAACAAGUUCACCACGGUGGAGGUUGGCUCCACAGUCCGGCAGUUUGUGGCUACAGAUCUCCUCCCAGAAUCAGCGUACAUCUUCCGAGCCUCUGCCAAGACGCGUCAAGGCUGGGGGGAGCCCUUGGAAGCUACGGUCAUCACUACGGAAAAGAGAGAGCGGCCAGCUCCUCCAAGGGAAUUGAAGGUCCCCCAGUCUGAAGUGACAUCACGGAGUUUGCAGCUGCACUGGGUUCCUGGAAGUGACGGAUCUUCACCGAUACGCUACUUCACGGUGCAAACGAAAGAGCUGCCAGAUGGGGACUGGAAGACAUAUUCAUCAUCUAUCAGCCAUGAAGCCACCUCCUGCACAAUUGACAGGCUGAAUCCAUUCACUUCCUACAAGCUGCGUCUGAAAGCAACUAAUGAUAUUGGAGACAGCAAUUUUGGUGCCGAGACAGAAGCAGUCACUACGCUUCAGGAUGUCCCAGGUGAACCACCCAGUUCUGUGUCUGUGAUCCCGCACACAACAUCCUCUGUCCUUGUGCAGUGGCAGCCUCCAAAGGCUGAGAGCCUGAAUGGCCUUCUCUUGGGAUAUCGCAUUUAUUACCGGGAGUUGGAAUACGAAAGCAUGGGAUCAGGACCAGAGUCCAAAAUCAUUAAAAACCCAUCAGCUUUACGAGCAGAGCUUACACCCCAGAGCAGCUUCAAGACAGUGAACAGCAGUUCUGUAUUAACGACGUAUGAAUUAACACAGCUGAAGAAGUACAAGAGGUACGAAGUUGUAAUGACAGCCUAUAACAUUGUUGGGGAGAGCCCUGCAAGUGCGCCUGUGGAAGUCUUUGUCGGCGAGGCAGCCCCAGCAAUGCCUCCUCAAAAUAUCCAGAUAAAUGCACUCUCUGCAAGCCAACUGGAAGUCACCUGGGAUCCUCCUCCUGUUGACAGCCAGAAUGGGAACAUACAAGGCUACAAGGUUUAUUACUGGGAAGAGGACAGCCGGAACGACACGGAAAAAGUGAAGGUCCUUUUCCUCCCAGAGACAAGUGUCCGGUUGAAGAACUUGACCAGUUACUCCAAAUAUUUGGUCUGUAUUUCUGCGUUCAAUGCAGCUGGAGAUGGGCCCAAAAGUAGUCCUGGUCAGGGCAGAACACACCAGGCAGCUCCCGGGGCUCCCAGCUUCUUGGCUUUCUCUGAGAUCACAUGCUCUACUCUCAAUGUCUCCUGGGGGGAGCCUGCUGCAGCCAAUGGCAUUCUGCAGGGAUACCGAGUGAUCUAUGAGCCUUUGGCCCCAGUUCAAGGGGUGAGCAAAGUAGUGACUGUGGACAUCAAGGGGAAUUGGCAGCGCUGGCUAAAGGUCCGGGACCUCACCAAGGGAAUGACCUACUUGUUCCGGGUCCAGGCCAAGACCAUCACCUAUGGGCCUGAACUGCAAGCCAACAUCACAGCGGGGCCAGCAGAGGGAUCGCCCGGUUCCCCUCAGCAUGUUCUGGUUUCGAAAACAGCCUCUGGACUGACUUUGUACUGGACAGAAGGGAUCUCUGGAGAGAAGCCCACCACCGGCUACAUCAUAGAAACCAGACCUUCAGAUGAAGGCCUGUGGGAUCUGUUUGUGAAGGACAUUCCUCGUGGUGCCACUUCCUACACCAUCAGCCUGGAGAAGCUGAAACCAGGGGUGAGCUAUGAAUUCCGGGUGGUGGCUGUGAAUGACUUUGGAUACGGAGAACCCAGCGCUCCUUCUGUAGCUGUAUCAGCUCACAUGGAGUCUCCCUUCUAUGAGGAAUGGUGGUUCCUCCUGGUCAUGGCGCUCUGCAGCCUCAUUCUCGUCCUGCUGGUGGUGUUUGUGCUGAUCUUGCAUGGCCAAACCAAGAAAUACCGGAAUUGCAACCCAGAGCCAAAGCAGGGCUUUUGCCUGCGCUCAUUCUGUCGCCGUUUGUCCCCAGGAAAAAGCAUUGCCAACGUGGAGGAAUCUGUCACUCUGGAUAAUGGGGGGUUUACGGCCCUGGAGCUCAACAGCCGACACCUCAAUGUCAAAAACACUUUCUCCAAGAAGAAUGGGACAAGAUCUCCCCCUCGCCCCAGCCCUGGGGGCUUGAACUAUUCAGACGAGGAUCUCUGUAACAAGUACAACGGAGCAGUGCUCACCGAGAGCGUCGCCCUCAACGAGAAACCUCUGGAUGCUUCAGAAUCAGAAGCGACUGAUUCCGACUACGAAGAUGAGCUGCCAAAGCACUCUUUUGUCAACCAUUAUAUGAGUGACCCCAGCUACUACAACUCCUGGAAACGGCAGCAAAAGGGCACCAAACACCCGACGCCCUACAGAUACGAGGAAUGUGUCACAAGUGAGGCGGAACCUUACUUCCAGACUGUCAUCACAACACAGAGCUCAGGGGGGGUGUACACCCCAACAGGACAGCCUGCUCCAGGCUCACGGACUCCAGUGACAGGCUUCUCCUCCUUCGUCUGACACCGGGGAAGAGGAUGGGCGAUGACGGACGGCACGAGAGCUCAGCGGCCUGCCAAACCUGGAGGACCCGCCAUCCAACCAGAGGACUGUGUGUGUGAUAGGUGCAGUGAACUGUGGGUCCAUUUCUCUUUAUCAGGGUAGGAUGGAUGUAAAUGUGAAUGUUUUUUUUUCUUUUUCAAGACAAUCAACACUUUCAAGAUCCAGAGCUGACCUUGCUUAGAUUUCUUUUGUUCGAAGAAGAAGAAAAGAAGCCCACAGAAGAUGACCACAAACUGAUAAUUUUAACCACUUUGGAAUAUAAUUUAAAGGGAUUUUUUAAGAAAAUUUUAAAAAAUUGCUUUUGUAAUGCUGCUUUGUAAAGCAGCUUGACACGGGUCGGGUAAUUUUUCCCCCCCGCUUUUCCUCAAGCCAAGGAGAUGAAUUCCAUUCUUGUGGAUCAAGUCGUUGUGAUGUAACUGAAGGUGAAUCCAUACUUUCUCCCCAACACGCUCCUUGUUUUCCCCCUACCAAGCAUCUUAAUUAGGAAACACAGAACAGAGAAAGAGGUUUUUCGGAAUGUGCGAUUCCCUCUCCUCGCUGCGUCUGCCUGCGAAGCACCAACCAAAUCCCUUUGUCUCGAUAUCAUGUCUCUCCCGGUGCCUCCGAGGUUCGCUCUGGGUGGUUUUUGAUCAACUGUCUCUUCCCUUCAUUUCUAUUCUGUUCCAACAGAACUUGUUACGCUCCUCAAAAUAUUCCCCAUCCCUAGGGUUUUGCUGUUAGGUAACUCAGCGUGAAAGCAGCAUUGGAUGAAACACCGGAGGAAAAAUGCUGGCGAGGUUUCAGUUUUGCUCUUGUCGUGGGUCUGAUUCCUCCUUUGUAGACUGCAUGUGCCAAUGUCCAUUUUGAAUCUCAAAGAAAGGAAAACCCAGCCAAAAGAGGCUCCUUGGAAUGAACGUAGUGUUUAUGAUUUGAUAAGGAGAACACAAGUAGUCGAACGCCACUCUUGUCAUUUUCAACGGUGUCCUUCCAUGUCAAGGAAACCAAGCCCACUUCUCCUUAUCCGCUUCCCCAAUGGGAUGCUGUUCUGCAGCUCUGUUUUAAAAAACAACCUACAUGUUAACACCAGAUUUGUUUGAUUUUUUUAAAAAGAUGUAUAUUUUAAUGAUUUUUUUUUAAAUACAAAGACACAUCAUACUCGA
Anolis sagrei ordinatus is the source of this 8935-nucleotide messenger RNA. The record is from RefSeq and is a predicted model, not a curated record. NCBI's taxonomy places the organism in Eukaryota, Metazoa, Chordata, Lepidosauria, Squamata, Anolidae.